CACGAGCGGCGCCAUGGAGUUCCCCGACCUGGGCGCCCACUGCGCGGAGCCGUCCUGCCAGCGCCUCGACUUUCUUCCCUUGAAAUGUGAUGCUUGCGGGCAGCUAUUCUGCACCAACCAUGUUGCCUAUGCCCAUCACAACUGCACUUCAGCUUACAAAAAGGAUGUACAGAUCCCUGUGUGCCCACUCUGCAACACGCCCAUUCCUGUGAAGCGAGGAGAGAUGCCUGAUAUUGUGGUGGGUGCACACAUAGACCAGGACUGCAAAUCGGACCCAGCUCAGCGUAAGCGCAAGAUCUUCACCAACAAGUGUCAGCAGCCUGGCUGCAAGCAACGGGAGAUGAUGAAGGUUGUUUGUGACCAAUGUCAUGGAAACUUCUGCCUCAAGCACCGACACCCACUGGAUCAUGACUGCACUGGGGCUGGUCACCCACUCUCCAAGGCAGGGCAUGCGGCCACUGACAGAGCUCAAAAGUCGACCAAAGCACCUGCAUGCACCACGUCUAGCAGUGAGGCCAAGAGAUCUGUCGCAAGCCCACCAACCCCCAGCAGAGCCAGUGAGAUGGCAAGAGUCCCCCAGCACCAAAGCACAUCUCCUCCACUUAUGGCCCUACAGAAUGGACUGAGUGAGGAGGAAGCACUGCAGCGAGCCUUGGAAAUGUCUCUGGCAGAAACGGUGUCCAGUCAACAGCAGUCCAGCAGGUACAACACUGGCAUCUCUAUCUGGAACAGAACCCAGGAGGAGGAGGAUCUGGCACUGGCUCAGGCCCUUUCGGCUAGUGAGGAGGAAUACCGGCGGCAGCAGCAACAGGUGAGCAAACUGAGGGCUCAAAGCGCAAAGCCUUCCAACUGUUGCCUCUCCUGA
Messenger RNA from Euleptes europaea (tarantolino), 865 nucleotides. It is a transcript of the gene ZFAND2B, whose product is annotated as zinc finger AN1-type containing 2B. Bases 14 to 865 code for a protein of 283 amino acids. Lineage: Eukaryota; Metazoa; Chordata; Lepidosauria; Squamata; Sphaerodactylidae. The transcript has 9 exons. Gene Ontology annotation, molecular function: zinc ion binding. Gene Ontology annotation, cellular component: cytoplasm; endoplasmic reticulum. Gene Ontology annotation, biological process: proteasome-mediated ubiquitin-dependent protein catabolic process; protein targeting to ER. The record is from RefSeq and is a predicted model, not a curated record.